AUGCUCCCCAAGCGCCGACCCCCGCUGCUGCCCCCCCACGAACCCCCGGACCCCAGCGCUACGCUCAGGUUCCAUCCAGCAGUAAAGGCCUUUGUGUGUGGUUCCAUCAGUGGGACCUGCUCCACUCUCCUCUUUCAGCCACUGGACCUCCUUAAAACCCGACUGCAGACCCUCCAGCCUUCUGCCCAUGGAUCAGGACGGGUUGGAAUGGUCGCCCUGUUCAUUAGAGUCGUUCGCACGGAAAGUCUGUUGGGACUUUGGAAGGGAAUCUCUCCAUCCAUCGUAAGAUGCGUGCCCGGGGUCGGGAUCUACUUCGGGACUCUCUACUCCAUGAAGCAGCACUUCCUUGUCGGCCGCCCUCCCACGGCUCUGGAGUCUGUCAUGCUGGGGGUCGGCUCCAGGGCCAUCGCAGGGGUCUGCCUGCUGCCCAUCACCGUGGUCAAAACCCGGUACGAGAGCGGAAAGUUUGGCUACGAGAGUGUGAUCGGCGCCUUGAAGAGCAUCUACCAGACAGAAGGACACCGGGGCCUGUUCAGUGGACUGACAGCAACACUCCUGCGAGAUGCCCCGUUUUCUGGCAUCUACUUGAUGUUUUACAACCAGACCAAGAAAGCCGUAGCCCACGAUCAGUUGGACCCAGCAAUCAUGCCCUUAGCAAACUUCGCCUGUGGGAUCUUCGCUGGUAUUCUGGCGUCCGUGGCCACCCAACCUGCGGACGUCAUCAAGACCCACAUGCAGCUGUCGACUGUGAAGUAUCGCUGGAUAGGCCAAGCCGUUGCUCUCAUCUUCAAGGACUUCGGGCUGCUCGGCUUUUUCCACGGUGGCGUACCCCGUGCCCUUCGCCGAACUCUGAUGGCAGCAAUGGCCUGGACGGUCUAUGAGGAGAUGAUGGCCAAAAUGGGGCUGAAGUCGUGAAGGGUGUACGAUCUCCACCUGUUCCUUCCCUCCCACCUCUCCCUCCCUACCGAGAUGGCGAGACCCACCUCGAUGCCUCGCCUCUACCCUGUCCCCACCGGACAGUGGCUCGGUUCGACUACGGGGUUGGGGAGGAGGGAGGAACGUUGAGAAUUCUAAUAUAGGGGACCAGGCAAAGAUGUUUCAUUUCCUGGAAACGGGAAAACAGUGAAUGUGUUCUUUGCUAAUCGGAAGCAUUCCGAGUGUUCUGUAACCCCGCCGGACUUGCCUUGGAGAAUCCAGGUGUCCAGUAAAACCCCCCAGGGGUAGUUCUGCUUUAGCCAUCCAUGAAUGUGCAUCGAGUCGUCUCAUAGGACAAACCUGUUGAGCAAGAAACUGAGGCACUGGACGACGUCAAUAUGCCAGUUGCUGGAAGAAAAUCACGGGGUUAGCUAGAGCCUCCUGUUUGAGUGGUGACCUGGUAUUCUGAGGGUCAAAAAACAGAGAAUUUUAGAGGAGUGAAAUUUCCUUUCGCUUAUUUCAGAGUGCAUUUGCGGUGGCUUUUGGUUUUUCUGAUCGCACCGGACAGCCGUUGCUAAAGGGGAUCGGCCCUUCUGAGCAGGUAGUUUUCCACACAUGACUCUCCCACAUUAUUGACUUUUGUUUCGUUUACAGAAAAACACAGUACUAUCUUUGGCCUGCAGCCUUUACCAAGAGCAUCUUUAGCAUCCACAGAAACUAGAGUUAUGAGAAAUAAGCAGUUCUGUGAUUGCUUGGAUUUCUGCAGCAUGUGGUCCACGAAUCAUCAAUCAUAUCCGUAGUAUAUCGAUGGCUGCCUAUCCCAUUUGCCCCCGUGUAAUGUUUUAAAGACUCUCACCUCCGGCUAAGAUUGCCUGUUGGGCCAUGCAUUUGGCGAAGGUAUAGAUUCUCAAUCAGUGAGGUCAUCUCUCCGUCAAACCUCAUGCACACCUUCUGCCUCAAAAUCUACAAUCUUCGGGUAAGACUCCUCCUGUGAAGUCUUGCACCUAGAAAUAGCAGAACCUGAAUACAGUAGCAAGUGACCCCUUGUUGAAAAGAUAAAGACUUCUUCCUUCAGGGUCAGCUUCAGACUCUCUAGUGAUCUGGUCCCUGAAGAGUCCCCAAGUCCUGGGGAGGUUUUCAGGGUAAAAAGCCCGUUCGUUUCCUUAAAUUAUUUAUAGAUACAUAAAAUUGUAUUAUUUUAAGUUUGAGAGUAAACGGUCUUUCCCGGUUAAGAACCUUCUGUGAGUGGAGUGGGGGAGAUCUUUUAUUUUGUUAAAUUAAUCUUUAUUAAAUUAUUUUCAGUUUCGCCCUGA
This is a messenger RNA of Ornithorhynchus anatinus (platypus), 2228 nucleotides long. RefSeq names its product solute carrier family 25 member 38 (gene SLC25A38). The coding region runs from base 1 to 915 and encodes 304 amino acids. The record is from RefSeq and is a predicted model, not a curated record. Lineage: Eukaryota; Metazoa; Chordata; Mammalia; Monotremata; Ornithorhynchidae. The transcript is spliced from 7 exons. Gene Ontology annotation, molecular function: glycine transmembrane transporter activity. Gene Ontology annotation, cellular component: mitochondrial inner membrane; mitochondrion. Gene Ontology annotation, biological process: glycine import into mitochondrion.